AUGUCUCCUCUCUAUCCCGCUCAAUCCGCCGAGCAAACAGCUCAGACCACCGAGAAUGGCAACACCAAAGCCACCAACACCCACCAAUGGACUCACAUCCUCUUCGAUAUCAAAACCUCCCCGAAGAAACUGACCCCAAUCCUGCUCGAGUCACUGCACCACAAGCUCCACCACAGCGACGUCAAGGUCUACCCAUGCUUCGACGUCCUCCGAGACGCCGGUGCCGUCAAGCGCGGCAAUGUGGUCUUUGCCUUGUCCACUGCGGGCUUGAAUUCCGACCAGGUCAUCAUGGCUGUGCGGAUGAAAGUCCAGCAUUUGAUCAUGGACUGGGAUAAGGGCGAGCUGAGUGGUGAGGGACUGUGUUUGGUUACGGACGAUAAAAUGGUGAGUCGUGGAUGGAGUUUCCUGGGCUAUAAGGCUUGGAAGGAGCAGAGCAAGCGCCGCUGGCUGUCUGUAUAG
Aspergillus udagawae is the source of this 459-nucleotide messenger RNA. RefSeq lists its product as uncharacterized. The transcript has a single exon. The coding region runs from base 1 to 459 and encodes 152 amino acids. Lineage: Eukaryota; Fungi; Ascomycota; Eurotiomycetes; Eurotiales; Aspergillaceae. The record is from RefSeq and is a predicted model, not a curated record.